AUGGCAACUGUAACAAAACCGGAUACAAAAAGAACGUAUCUUAGUUGGUUUGAAAAUCUCCACACUGAAAGAAAGGCGGCUGAAGGUUAUCGGAAUAUAUCAUAUGAUCAUCGUCAAUUGGUUAGAGCUACACGCAUCGAAACAGAUAUAAAUACAAAAUACGAUCAACUCCAAACAAAUAAUCAUUUAUCUGAUCGUAUAUGGAUUGUACGUCAAUGGCGUGAUAAAUUAAUUACUCAAUUAAAUAAACUCAAGCAAAAAGAUACUCAUUUAAAAGCUGUUAAACAUAAAACACAAGAAUUUAUGAUUAAAUUAAAUGAUUCAUUUGAUGUCAACAUUGAAUCUCUAACACAUUUGGAUCAUAGACAAAAUGAUGAGAAUAUUAUUGAUCCUGUUUUUAAGGAAUUAAACAAGGAACGUGAUCUAUUGAAAGAAAUACAAACAGAUCUUCAACGACAAAUCGACGAAGCAAUUCAUUUAUUAGUUGAAAUAAAUAAUGUAGCAAAACCAUUUUAUUCGGAUAUUCUUAAUAAAAAUGAAGCUGUACAUAUCGAUAUUGAUGUUUAUAAUUUGAAUGAAAAGUCAUCUUGUAUUAGUCAAAAACCGUUCUGUGAACGUUUACCAGAAAGCUCAAUAGAUUUGCAAACAUGGGAGAACAUAAGUUAUCAAACUUUAGGAAAUGCUGAAAUUCUGCAUAAAGCAAUCAACAGGAUGGCGAGUAAAGCUAGUCAAGUAGAUAAUGAACUACGUAGGCGUAUACAUGAUACUCUUAGAUCAUUACGUGAAAUCGAAUAUCAAAUUAAAAGUACUGAAAAUGAAAGAGAUGAACAUUUAAAAGAUAUAAAAAGUUUAGAAGAUACUAUCGGGAAUGAAAAUAUUCGAGAUGAUCCACAAUUAAGCCUGCUAGAAGAGUUAUCAAGCCUACGUAAUUGUAUUGAUAUGUUAGAAGAAAAACUUACAAAAUCUAGGAGUAUAUUGAGUAAUUUAGAACAGCAAAUUGUUCAACUACAUUAUGAUACUCAACAGAAACGUAAUGCUUUACAAAUUUAUGAAGAAAUUCAUAAUAUACGUAAACGUCUUGAUUAUACUACAAUUGUUGAUAAUGGUACAAAUACAAAUAAUCAUUUGUCAUCAUGUCCAAUGAUACCCAGUGGUAUUCAACGAGAACCAGUUUUAUUUUAA
Schistosoma mattheei is the source of this 1182-nucleotide messenger RNA. NCBI's taxonomy places the organism in Eukaryota, Metazoa, Platyhelminthes, Trematoda, Strigeidida, Schistosomatidae. The record is from the annotation of a GenBank genome assembly.